Sinocyclocheilus rhinocerous is the source of this 2350-nucleotide messenger RNA. Its product is annotated as protein O-GlcNAcase-like. Gene Ontology annotation, molecular function: beta-N-acetylglucosaminidase activity. Gene Ontology annotation, biological process: glycoprotein metabolic process. The transcript has 11 exons. The record is from RefSeq and is a predicted model, not a curated record. Lineage: Eukaryota; Metazoa; Chordata; Actinopteri; Cypriniformes; Cyprinidae. The annotation marks the transcript as partial.
ACAGGUCCCAAGGUAGUUUCUAAAGACAUAAGUGUUGAAUCUAUUGAAGAAGUCACAAAGAUACUGAGGAGAGCUCCUGUCAUCUGGGACAAUAUUCAUGCUAAUGACUACGAUCAGAAGAGACUUUUCUUGGGGCCUUAUAAAGGCAGGUCCACAGAACUCAUCCCUCGGCUGAAGGGAGUCCUCACCAACCCCAACUGUGAAUUUGAGUCUAAUUUUGUGGCCAUUCACACGUUAGCCACGUGGUAUAAGUCUAACAUGAAUGGAGUGAGAAAAGAUGUUGUCAUGACGGACAGUGAAGACAGCACUGUGUCCAUCCAGAUAAAGCUGGAAAAUGAGGGCAGUGAUGAGGAGCUCGAAACAGACAUCCUCUACAGCCCGCAGAUCGCGCUCAAGCUGGCUCUCACUGAGUGGCUGAGCGAGUUUGGAGUGCCUCAUCAGUACAACAGUCGGCAGGUUCCUCACAGUGGAACUAAAAUCACUUCUAUAGAUGUUCCUGUGCUCACUGCACCCAGUCUGGGCAUUUCCACUACAGUGACUACAGUCUUCCAACAGCCCAUCAUGAGUCCAGCUGUGCCCCUUAGUGAUGAACCGCAUGUGCUCGGCAAAGAAGAGGAGGUGGAGGUGGAGAAGAAGGAGUCUGAUGAAGAACCCAUGGAGAUGGUCGUAGAGAAACACGACGAGGUGGAGGACACUAAAAAUGUCAACCAGAUCCUCACAGAGAUUGUCAAGGCUAAAAUGACAGAAGAUCUCAAGCCCAUGGACACAGACAAAGAGAGCCUGACAGAGUCCAAGUCCCCAGAGAUGUCCAUUCAAGAGGAUUCAGGCAGCGACAUUGCACCGAUGCAGACUGAUGAUCAGCUCAUUAAGGAAGUGUUUGUUCCAGGCCUCAAUGAGAAGCCACUGUUUACUGCUGAGCCACUUACUCUGGAGGAUUUGAUCCUGCUAGCUGAACUCUUCUACCUGCCGUACGAACACGGUCCUAAAGCAGUACAGAUGCUGAAAGAGUUUAACUGGUUGAGAGCCAAUAGCAAUUAUGUCAGUGUUAACUCCAAAGCAAAGGAUCCAGAGAAGGUAGCUGAAUGGCAAUCCAGAGCGGAAAUAUUUGAGGAGAUGUGCUGCUCCGUGAUCCAGAUGUUCACCAGACUCUCCAACUCAGUCAACAGGACCAUUCUUUAUGACCUGUAUCCCUAUAUCUGGGAUAUAAAGAGUAUCAUCUCAAUGUUGAAAUCAUUUGUUCAGUGGUUAGAUGGAAGAAUCCUCAGCACAAGUUUGUACUGCAAUUGGAUGGACAGUGCCCGAUGGUGUCGUAGUCAGUCGUCAGCACAGUUCUUAAGUGGCGACCAAGAGCCCUGGGCCUUUAGGGGCGGUCUAGCAGGAGAGUUCCAGAGACUGUUGCCAAUUGAUGGGGCAAAUGAUCUUUUCUACCAGCCACCACCACCAAUGCCAACUUCCAAAAUCUAUACUAUAAGGCCUUACUUUCCCAAAGAUGAGUCUUCCGUCUACAAGAUCUGCAAAGAGAUGUUCACUGAGGGCUGUGAAGGCAUCUUUUUCUCAGAUGAGUCACCGGACCUUAUUGGAGACAGGUUAGUGGGAGGUUUCCUGACGCUCAGCCCAGACUAUGGCUUUGUGCUUGAGGAUGAGGAAGGUAUUUGUGGUUAUGCUCUGGGCACUAUGGAUGUCAAACCUUUUGUGAAGAAAUGCAAGAUGAGUUGGAUUCCAUUCAUGCAGGAGAAGUACAACAAGCCAGACACAGAGAAGGACCUGUCAGAGGCUGAGAAAAUGAUGCUAAGUUUCCAUGAGGAGGAGGAGGAGGAAGGCUUACCAGAAUCAUUCCUCAGUAACUUCCCAUCACUCAUUAAAGUGGACAUUCACGCAAAGGUUACUGACCCCAGUGUUGCCAAAAGCAUGAUGGGAUGUCUCCUCUCAUCACUGAAAGCUAAUGGUUCGCAUGGUGCUUUCUGUGAGGUCCGGCAGAUGGACAAAAGGAUGUUGGACUUUUAUAGCAAACUGGGUUGCUUUGAAGUGGCCAAAAUGGAGGGAUUCCCAAAAGACGUUAUUAUAAUGGGGAGGAGUUUGUGAAUCUGAGUCGCCAAGAAGAAAAAUCAUACAGAAGGAGCCACCCAGAAAGUGCACAAAGCUUUGGCCCCAACGCGCUACCUGUUCAUGUAACUAUCACGUUUUGUAAUAGCAACGGUUGCUUCAUUCACAUCAUAUGCCGACUGCACUUCUAGAAAUGUAGGUGCUGUUCAUUUACUUUGCCAGUGUGUAGUGGAAGCUCAAGAGUUUGAAAGUGAGUGUGCCCAUACGCACACAUUGGUGUGUUCAGGGUGAGUGAGAAAUGGAAAAA